Molecule: messenger RNA, 1251 nt
Organism: Sinocyclocheilus rhinocerous
Lineage: Eukaryota; Metazoa; Chordata; Actinopteri; Cypriniformes; Cyprinidae
Product: prospero homeobox protein 1-like
Exons: 3
Coding region: 442-1251 (269 amino acids)
Biological process (GO): regulation of transcription by RNA polymerase II
Cellular component (GO): nucleus
Molecular function (GO): RNA polymerase II cis-regulatory region sequence-specific DNA binding; DNA-binding transcription factor activity, RNA polymerase II-specific
Source: RefSeq, a predicted model, not a curated record
GGCUCCAAGUAAAAUUCACGAAACGACUUUAAAAUCAGGAGGCGCUCUUUCUAGUUAUUGAUGGACAGUUGUGUGCCGUUUCUGAUUGGCUGGUGUGUUGAUUUAGGGCGGCUCAGCCACGCCCACCUGCGUGCAGCGAGAGGAGAGCGCGCGCCGAGCACACACUGUCAGUCAAGCGUCUCCAGAGCAACAGGUAAAGCUCUCAUCACCUGCUGAAGUGUCUCUCAUCAAUCUGACGCUUUUAUUGUCUCAGCUCUUUCGGGGGGAAAACAAAUCUUUGAUAUAUGAACGGUGUCAUUCUUCAUUAUAAUACUAAUAUGAAAAGUAUAAACAUAUGAAACGACAGACAGAAGACACGUACUCAAAUAUUAUUACAGAUCACGCACUUCUGAGGCUCAUUAUUGUGUCUGGAAAGUCCAGCAACUGCAGCCUGCGAACACCAUGAACCUGAGCCCGUCUGAACACAGCAUGGACGGCAGCAAAGCCGAGCACUUGCUCCCUUGUUUCCGCAGAAGCGCGUUUGACGAGCCUCUGGCGUCCUACCACAGCGGCUCCAUCAUAUCUCACCUCCUGCGGAAAACCAUUCACAAUAAACUGACCUCGCUGGACAACAGCCUCCUUUACCUGCCCUCCGCAAACGCCAGCGGCUUCGAUCCCGAGUCCAACAGCGCCGAUGAUUUUGCUCGAGAGGAGCAGAGCUGCCUGUCCUUCAAAGACGAGGAUCUGUCUGUGAGCGAGCACCUCCAAGCCAAACGCGCCCGGGUGGAGAACAUCAUACGAGGCAUGGCUGCUUCGCCCAACGCCGACGGAGAAGCGGAGAGCGAGUGCGAAGCCGUCCGCUGUAGAAGAGACCUCCUGAAGGAGAACAAACGCAAGCAGAGGCUCCCCCAGCACCAGGAACCAAAGACCAGCAAAGACGAGGAGUGCCACAAACUCAAGGAGCAGCUCCAAAGCAUGCAGCGUCUCCUGCAUCAGCUCCAGGAGAAGAUCUCGCACGUGCACGACCAGAAUUACUCGGAGAGCGAGGAACGGGAAGAUGCGAGGUCAGAGCUCUCGAGUCUGAGGCUGGAUGGUGGAUACAAAGACCGAGUCAAAGUGGAACCCGGUGGUUUCGGCUCCGACAGGGCGAUGAAGAACCUCAAAGAGACUCUCAAGUGCGUCUUCAAGAAGAGUCUUCUGAACCAGUCAUCCCCAUGCCACAGUCCGGACUGCUCGGAAACCGAGAAGCUAUUACAGAUCACGCACUUCUGA